CGCCGAGCGAACACCCACUUGCAUCCGAGCGAGCGCUGGGAGGCAGCAGCUGAGACAGCUCCAGGUCUGAGCCGCUGCAUCCCGCCCAGUCGGUCUCCGCCUGUCGGCUUAGGGGGUCCAGAGGAUGGAGGAUUCCCGGGAGACGUCUCCGUCCUCCAACAACUCCUCCGAAGAGCUCAGCUCUGCCCUGCAGCUGUCCAAAGGCAUGUCCAUCUUCCUCGACAUACUGAGGAGAGCAGACAAAAAUGAUGAUGGGAAAUUGUCCUUUGAGGAAUUUAAAGCCUAUUUUGCAGAUGGAGUUCUCAGUGGAGAAGAACUACAUGAGCUCUUCCACACCAUCGACACUCACAAUACCAACAAUCUUGACACAGAAGAACUGUGUGAAUAUUUUUCUCAGCACUUGGGUGAAUAUGAAAAUGUACUGGCUGCACUUGAAGACCUGAAUCUCUCCAUCCUGAAGGCAAUGGGCAAAACAAAGAAAGACUACCAAGAAGCCUCCAACUUGGAACAAUUUGUGACUCGGUUUUUGUUGAAGGAGACUUUAAACCAAUUGCAGUCUCUUCAGAACUCUCUGGAAUGUGCCAUGGAAACUACUGAGGAGCAAACUCGUCAAGAAAGGCAAGGCCCAGCUAAACCAGAAGUCCUGUCUAUCCAGUGGCCUGGAAAACGAUCCAGCCGCCGAAUCCAAAGACACAAUAGCUUCUCCCCCAACAGCCCGCAGUUCAAUGUCAGCAGUCCAGCGUUGUUAGAAGAAGACAACCAGUGGAUGACCCAGAUAAACAGACUCCAGAAAUUAAUUGAUAGGCUGGAAAAGAAGGAUCUGAAACUUGAGCCCCUGGAAGAAGAAGUUAUUGAAGAGAGCACUAAACCCCACAUCAUGCUCGUGCAGCGCCAGAUGUCCGUGUCAGAAGACGAUCUGGAAGAGUUCCAGCUUGCUCUGAAACACUACGUGGAGAGCGCCUCAGCCCAAAGCGGGUGCCUGCGCAUUUCUAUACAGAAGCUUUCAAAUGAAUCUCGCUACAUGAUUUAUGAGUUCUGGGAGAAUAGCAGUGUGUGGAAUCGCCACCUCCAGACAAAUUACAGCAAGACCUUCCAGAGAAGCAAUGUGGAUUUCUUGGAAACUCCAGAGCUCACAUCUACUAUGCUAGUUCCUGCUUCAUGGUGGAUCCUGAACAACAAUUAGAUGUCCCUACACACUGUCUUUAUUGUUCCAAGUACAAGUGUUCUUAUCUAAAAUGCAACCUGGAAAGUUCUCUGUGGUUGUCAAUUGCACACUUUUGUUCAAUGUGUUUACUGUAAGUACACUAUCCUGAAGUAUAUUCUGUAACUAUUUUCAAAGUUUAUUGUUACUCUUGAUAAUUGAUGCUAAUUUAUACAUUGUAAUCAGUCUUAUAGCAAAAUCUUAAUAUAUAAAAUGGUAUAUAGGUAAUAAAAUUGUGAUAAUUAUGGUAAAAAUGCUAAGAACUUCUAGAGCAUCAUAGAGCAGGGUUUGUAAGCAGGCAUAUGCUCCAAAUGAUUACAUCUGUGCUUUGUGACUUUUUUUAGUAAUACAUUUUCCUGUGACAGAAAAAUUCUUCUUCAAUAAGGUCCACAUGUUCAUCACAUGGUCUUCCAACAAUUUCCUUUAUAAUUCCUUUAAUAUUAACAUAAAUGUAGAAAACAAACUUGGUUUUAGCCUGUAGAAGCUCUAUCCAUGUGUCAUACUGUAAAGUGAUAUUUUGCAAGUGAACACUCUGUAGUAACUUAGGGCAUUUACUAAUGUGACACCUUUGUUAGUAUCACAAUUUAAACAUUAUUGAGCAAACUUAAAGUUUAUGGCAGAAGCCUUUAGUAUAUAAUUCAAAUAGCUGACUAUUCUUAUAAAAAAGGACACUUGCAUAUAAAUGAAGAUUUUUGAAACCAUUACUUUAAAUCUAAAAUUUCAACUAAAGAAAUUUAAAACAAGCACAAAAUUUUAAUACUGAAUAAACCUAUUUUAUGGGCUUUCCUGAUAAACUACACAGCUUAUCUACUCUCCUCUAUAAACUCUGGUUAUAGACUCUGCUAUGAAAAUACAUAUAGAACUAUUACCAUGUUAUUCUCUCAUACAAAUGUCUUCAAAAUGCUGGGUCUUAAGGGGGAAAAACAUGUAAAAUAUUAUAGUAUUUUGUUCUUUUUCUUUUGGUUUUGCUUUUUGAGACAAGGUUUCUCUGUGUAACAUCCCUGGCUGUCCUGGAACUCACUUUGUAGACCCAGGUGGGCUCAAACUCACAGGGAUCCACCUGCCUCUGCCUCCCGAAUGCUAAGAUUAAAGGUGUGCUCCACCACUGCCUGGUAGUACUAUGGUAUUUUAAACAAGUGGAAAAUCUAGGGAAAGACAAAGCUUGAAUGAAAAUUUAAUUUCAUAAAUAUGAGACUCAAUCUAGAAUACUAUCUCAUAAUUUAUGAGACAUUAAUUUAUUGAAUACUUUUGUAUAAUUUCCGUACUUAUCUAUUUUCAUAGUGUGUUGGACCAGAGGAGCACAUUUUUACUUACACACACACGCACACACACAUACACACACACACACACACACACAAUGUGUAUAUGUAUAUUCAAAUCUUAAGAUGACAAACAUUAAAAAACAGUGCCUGGCACAACUCUUUUGGUAUAGACAUGCAAGGCAAAAAUGCUAAUGGAGUUUUUAUAUAAUGAUUGUUGAGACAAACUAUACAUUGUGUGAAAGGCAAAGAUAGCAAAGCAGUCUUUGUGGUCCCACUGUGAUUACACACCAUAAAGUCCUGAAACCCAGGAAUCUUUCCAACAUGUACAUGCUCCUUGGAAAUGCUUGUCAUAAAUGAUUUCAAAAUAUAAGUUACAGCCAAUGGAAACAUUGUCUUAACUGGCCCACUCAUAUCCAACCCAAAAAUUCUAUCAUGUGUUUUGCAUACUGGGUAGCUCCCAAAGUAGCACAGUAGUCUAACUGAAGAGGAUCUCGGCCCAGCAACAGAGUUUGGAGAAAGGUCCUUUGGCUACAAAUUGUAAUAAGUUUUAUAAAUAUAUUAAACUAGAAUCAAAGGGACUUAAGAAAAAAACAAAUAAUUAACCAAUUAAGUAUGGCCAAUCUUGUCUCGGCUAUUAUGCAUAUAUUUAUGUAUUUGGUUUAAGUGUGUGUGUGAAUAUGUAUGAAAAUGCAUACAUAUUCACAGUAGAUCCUAUAAUGAAAAAGAGAACCGUAGGAGGCAACACACACAAUGAUGCCAUCCAUAGUAUACAUUAUCUCAUUUCAUACACAACGAUGCCAUCCAUAGUAUGUGUAUAUAUAUAAAAUUUCAAGCAAGCAAUACAUUUAUGCCUAAUGAACAGAUUUUGUUUUUGUUUUCUAUUUUAAAAAAUCCUUUCUUUCAGAAGCAAACCAAUGUAAAAUAAGGUACAAAAAGGCCAGUCUGGUAAAUCUCCUCUGGCAGAGGCGCUAGGUUUGGUACUUCACAUUCAGGAGAAACAAGGACAAGGUUGCUGCUACUAGUAGCCUCCAGUAACUUCCAGUGGCCCCAGAACACAAGAGUAAAGGAGUGGGUUUAUGCUUACCUUUUUGUCUGCAGUAUUUCUGACACAUUCCAUGCAGUUUAGUGCAUUAAAUUUCUAAGAAUUAAAAGUUUAAUCCUCAAAAUUCUUAAUCCAUAUAUAUUCUUAUGUGAAAUUAUAGAAUUGAAACUUAAUGUACAUCAAUUGUUUGCAAAUGCCUGCAUUUGUCCUCUUUUGGAAACAAUAUCAAUUUUACUUUCCAACUCUUUGACUCUCAAUCAUAUGGUCUGAUGAAUGACAUUAAGUAUCAGCUACUUUUCAACUUUAAUUUCACUAACUACCACUUCAAAUGUUUAUCUCUGCUCGGCGUUAUGGAUCUACGACCAUGUUGUUCUUAAGAACCUAGAGAACAAUCAAUCACGUGUUUGAAGUAUCUAUCAGAAAGGCUUCCCCCUGCCAUUGUGUCUAUCAGAAAGUCUUCCCCCUGCCAUUGUGUCCAUCAGAAAGUCUUCCCCCUGUCAUUGUGUCCAUCAGAAAGUCUCCCUCCUGUCAUUGUGUCCAUCAGAAAGUCUUCCCCCUGCCAUUGUGUCCAUCAGAAAGUCUUCCCCCUGCCAUUGUGUCCAUCAGAAAGUCUUCCCCCUGCCAUUGUGUCCAUCAGAAAGUCUUCCCCCUGUCAUUGUGUCCAUCAGAAAGUCUUCCCCUGUCAUUGUGUCCAUCAGAAAGUCUUCCCCCUGUCAUUGUGUCCAUCAGAAAGUCUUCCCCCUGCCAUUCUGUCCAUCAGAAAGUCUUCCCCCUGCCAUUGUGUCCAUCAGAAAGUCUUCCCCCUGCCAUUCUGUCCAUCAGAAAGUCUUCCCCCUGUCAUUGUGUCCAUCAGAAAGUCUUCCCCCUGCCAUUGUGUCUAACAGAAAGUCUCCCUCCUGUCACUAACAACUGCGCUUUAAGCAUGCUGAAUCAUUCCAAGUCUCUGGAGACAUCAUAAUGAUCUGUUUAAGUGAUGGUGUGAAAUCAUUUGGAAAAAGAACAAGUAACAUUGGCUUUGUGGGCAACAAAAAUUAUAUACCAUAUAUACAUUGUAGCAAAUACUUUAUAUUUGAGAAUCUUUACAGCUUACAUUUCCAUUCCAUUAUUACAAGUGAUGAAAAACAAGAAUUGCAAGUAGCAUGCAAAUUAUAAUACAGUCUUCCCACUUCGCCAACAACAUCCCCACUUUCGAGUGUUACUUCCCAAUUUUCGCAGGAACUACCUGCAAAGUUGAAACUGAUUAGAAAAAUUCUUUAUAGUUUAAAUAUCUCUUUCUCAUUUUAUGAGAAACCAAAUAGCCAACCAUCAAAAGUAAAAAUAAAUUGAAUCGUCACAGUCCAUUAGUUAUUAUUACUAGGUCCACUUCAUUUGCAGGUGUCCAAAAUAUAAAAUGAAUAAUUCUUUAUCUUCAAAUUCAUCUGUUCUUAAAUGCUACUUAAAACUUUGGUUGUUUUCCUGUAACAUAGAAGAAAGAUAAUUUAUCAAUUAGACUUACUGAAUACAGUUUUCACCAGUUAGCUUAUUCAACCAAAUACUAUGAAUCUACUUCUAUGUAAAUGCAUGUUACUAUAGAAACUAUUAAAGUAACUGGAACUAUCAAAUACAUUUGUGUUUCAGCAAACCUAUGUAAUCCAUUUUUAAAUAUAGUAAAUUGUAUUCUAAGUUUGUUGUUCUGUUUCUGUGAUACCUAGUUUUAAAAAUACUGUUAAUGCAUAAAGCAAAAUAAGCAAUUCUACUGAACAUUUAUCCAAAACAAGUUUGUCAAGCUUUUAUUAACAAAAUAAAGUGUUAAUGAUUUAAGCCUGGAAA
Mesocricetus auratus (golden hamster) is the source of this 5314-nucleotide messenger RNA. RefSeq names its product N-terminal EF-hand calcium binding protein 1 (gene Necab1). Gene Ontology annotation, biological process: regulation of amyloid precursor protein biosynthetic process. The coding region runs from base 125 to 1183 and encodes 352 amino acids. Gene Ontology annotation, molecular function: calcium ion binding. The transcript is spliced from 13 exons. Lineage: Eukaryota; Metazoa; Chordata; Mammalia; Rodentia; Cricetidae. Gene Ontology annotation, cellular component: cytoplasm. The record is from RefSeq and is a predicted model, not a curated record.